AUGACCUCAGAAUACCUUCAGGAGAAGGGCAUUGCUCGUUUGCAGGAUUGCCCCUCUUUAUGCAGCACCAGAUCCUCAAUCAUAUCGCAGAGUUCAGGCAAUAUCCAAUUGCUCCAGGAGUCUGUCCACAACGCCGCACAGGAGCGUGCCGAUCAAGCUUCACCGCUUGCGAGCUCUCCGCGUCAAUCUUCGCCAAUUAGAUCGCCUCUCAAGGUUGAAAAUACCACUUCAAUAGCAGGGAAACAGACCUUGAAAACGGUCAUAUCGUCUGAAAGCUCCGCCAAUAUUCCCCUCAGCGAAUCCGACGACUCGCUAAGUGUGAGGACUAAAGAUAGUAUCGAGGACUUGUCGUCGAAAGUUCCGCGAUCUCCAAAGUCGCAGAGAUCACCUGGCCGGCGCGAGAAGAUCACGGAUGGCGGACAAACAAAGAAAAACGCUGAAAUUCCACCAUCGCCGACUCCGUCGACGAGAUCACCUCGUCAACGCCUGAGAAAGAAGCUCACGGUCAAUAUCAAUGGGGCAAAUUUGGAUGUCGACAGAAAACGACGACCGUUGAGUCCCUUCAACAGUGGCGGGAUGCUUAGGAAAGCUCGUGCGCCUCAAACAGCACCAGCCUCAGUCACAGAGUUUGGGCCAACAGUUGAAGAAGUAGACAGACUUAAACUCCAGGAGAGUCAGCCAGAAACGGAGGCGAAAAGUGAGAGAUGCGGUUUCAGAACAACAGCCGAAGAGCGGGGAGGAAAGAGACUGAUGAGAUUUCUAGGGAGGAGGAUUGCAAGCGAGACGAAUGCUUGA
Cladophialophora psammophila CBS 110553 is the source of this 795-nucleotide messenger RNA. RefSeq lists its product as uncharacterized. The coding region runs from base 1 to 795 and encodes 264 amino acids. The record is from RefSeq and is a predicted model, not a curated record. Lineage: Eukaryota; Fungi; Ascomycota; Eurotiomycetes; Chaetothyriales; Herpotrichiellaceae. The transcript has a single exon.